CGAUAGGCUGAGGCGAGGGGAAGCCUCUCCCCCUCUGAAACCUCAGCGCCCCGGCGCUGGCUCUCCAGCUGUUUGUAGGCCUAGGGGUGAGGGUCCCCGGAAGGGAGAGCCGGCUGCGGCCCCGCCCGCGCACCCGCGGGUCCGGUCGUCCGCUCCCACCGUUCCUGUGCUCCAGCUGGCACCGGCCGCCUGGCUGGUGACUCUCGAGAGGCUGCCCGCUCUUCUGACUGACAGGCACAGCUCCCACAGCCGGCGCUGCCCGCCACGUCUUGGGUCUCGGCCGACAGCACUGCGUGGCGGGUGACCUUUCCGAGCCCCGAGCGAUGUCUGCUCCCAGCUCCGUGCUGGCGCGGGUUCCUCAGCGCCGCAGGCUCGUGCGGUUCUCGACCCCGCUGCCGCGGUGCCCGCUGCUGCUGCCGCUGCUGCUGCUGGCGGCCGCGGUGCCGGCGCGCGGCUGGGAGAGCGGCGACCUAGAGUUGUUUGACUUGGUGGAGGAGGUGCAGCUCAACUUCUACCAGUUCCUCGGGGUGCAGCAGGAUGCUUCAUCUGCAGACAUCAGAAAAGCAUAUCGUAAGCUUUCACUGACUUUACAUCCAGACAAGAAUAAAGAUGAAAAUGCAGAAACUCAGUUUAGACAAUUGGUGGCCAUUUAUGAAGUUUUAAAGGAUGAUGAACGAAGGCAGAGGUAUGAUGAUAUUCUGAUCAAUGGACUUCCAGAUUGGCGGCAGCCUGUAUUCUACUACAGGCGGGUGAGAAAAAUGAGCAAUGCUGAGCUAGCAUUACUCUUGUUCAUUAUUCUCACAGUGGGUCAUUAUGCUGUGGUUUGGUCAAUCUACCUGGAAAAACAAUUGGAUGAACUGCUUAGUAGAAAAAAGAGAGAAAAGAAAAAAAAGACAGGCAACAAGAGUGUGGAUAUAUCAAAACUUGGUGCUUCAGAAAAAAAUGAAAGAUUGCUAAUAAAACCACAGUGGCAUGAUUUGCUUCCAUGCAAGCUAGGAAUUUGGUUUUGCCUUACACUAAAAGCCUUGCCUCAUCUAAUUCAGGAUGCUGGGCAGUUUUAUGCUAAAUAUAAAGAAACAAAAUUGAAGGAAAAAGAAGAUGCACUGACUAGAAAUGAACUUGAAACACUUCCAAAACAGAAGAAAGUUAAAGUUAAAAAACCAAAACCCGAAUUUCCUGUAUACAUGCCUUUAGAAAAUACAUAUGUUCAGUCUUAUGAUCAUGGAACUUCUAUAGAAGAAAUUGAGGAGCAAAUGGAUGAUUGGCUGGAAAACAGGAACAGGACACAGAAAAAACAGGCACCUGAAUGGACAGAAGAGGACCUCAGCCAGCUGACAAGAAGUAUGGUUAAGUUCCCAGGAGGGACCCCAGGUCGAUGGGAAAAGAUUGCCCACGAAUUGGGUCGAUCUGUGACAGAUGUGACAACCAAAGCCAAGCAACUGAAGGAUUCAGUUACCUGCUCUCCAGGGAUGGUCAGACUCUCUGAACUUAGAUCCACAGUUCACAAUUCCAGGCCCAUCAAGGCAGCCACUGCCUUGCCAGAUGACAUCAUCACCCAUCGAGAAGAUGCAGGAAGGGCAGUGGAGGAGGAAGAGCAGGAAGCAGACACUGAAAUGCGGCCUAGGAAGAGGAAGGCAGCCAGGCUGCUUGAGGCAGUAACAAAGGUUGAACCAGAGGAGAAGUGUAGAGGAAAGAGGCAGAAGGACUUUGACAUAUCAGAACAAAAUGAAUCCAGUGAUGAGGAGAGCCAGAAAAAAGAGAGAACUCAUGCUGCAGAGGAGCCGUGGACUCAGAAUCAGCAGAAGCUUCUGGAAAUGGCAUUACAGCAAUACCCAAAAGGGGCCUCUGACCGUUGGGACAAAAUAGCCAAAUGUGUCCCAGCUAAGAGUAAGGAAGACUGCAUCGCUAGGUACAAGCUGCUGGUUGAACUGGUCCAAAAGAAAAAACAAGCUAAAAGCUGAAUGUUCUGGAAGAUGAUAUUUGCGUUCAUUUUCCAAAAUGAGUAUUUCAAAAAUCUUAUGCAAAAAUUUGCAUUUUGUACCUCAGUAUUUCUAUACGUCACGUGCCUUAGUAAAAAAUAAAUAAAUAAAUAAUAGAUGUUG
Messenger RNA from Ictidomys tridecemlineatus (thirteen-lined ground squirrel), 2102 nucleotides. It is a transcript of the gene Dnajc1, whose product is annotated as DnaJ heat shock protein family (Hsp40) member C1. The record is from RefSeq and is a predicted model, not a curated record. Gene Ontology annotation, cellular component: endomembrane system. NCBI's taxonomy places the organism in Eukaryota, Metazoa, Chordata, Mammalia, Rodentia, Sciuridae.